AUGGACGGCGAUCCUGCAGUCGAGCCGCAGCUCGACUCUUUCAGCCUCGUCUUCCCCUUGCCAUACCGCGUCGGCUUCAUCGUGACUCUCGCCGUCUGGGGAUGGGCCCUCAACCUCCAUGGCCUCCGUCUGAUCAACGUCGACGUGCCGGCCUUGAUACGAUACCCCGGGCGCGCGUCGCCGCACCAUGCCGCCCAUCACACCUCGACCUAUCGCCUUGCCACGGCGCUGUCGGCCCUCUUCGCCCUCUCCAUCACCCUCUUCUGGCUGUUGACAUGGCGCCUGCCAUCGCGCGUCAUUGCCUACGACUGGCUGCCCAUGACCUACCUCGUCGCCCUCGUCGCCCUGUUUUUCCUUCCCCUGCGAGCCCUUCCGAGCGGCGGCCGGCGCCGAUUUUUUGCCACUCUGCGCCGCGUGAGCAUCGGUGGCAUCGCCGAGGCGCACGACGGCAAGUUUGGGGACAUCUUGCUGGCCGAUGUUUUGACAUCGUAUGCCAAGGUAUGCGGCGACCUCUUUGUCGCCCUCUGCAUGUUUGUUAGCCCCGGCGGCUCGUCGACGGACCGCCCCGAUCGAAACUGCGGAGGAGUUGUUCUCGUGCCGCUCCUCAUGGCCGUGCCGAGCUUGAUCCGAUUUCGGCAGUGCGUCAUCGAGUACCUGCGCGUGCGGCGCGCUCCCUACAAGGAAUCGACGGGCUGGGGAGGACAGCAUCUGGCCAACGCGCUCAAGUACUCGACGGCGUUCCCCGUUCUCAUCACGAGCUCGCUGCAGCGCAACGUGCAGGACGAGGGCGCACAGGCCGCCCUCAACAGGUCCUGGCUGGCGGCAGUCCUGGUCAACUCGCUCUACUCCUUUUACUGGGAUGUGGCAAAAGACUGGGACCUGACCCUCUUCGCCCCACGGCGAGAGCGCAACUCUCCUCACCACGCCUGGGGCCUGCGUGACCGGCUACUCUUCCGUUCCGCCGGUCUCUACUACGCAGUCAUCGGUCUGGAUCUGAUGCUGCGUUGCACUUGGUCCAUGAAGCUCAGCCCUCAUCUCUACAAGUUCAGUGACUUUGAGAGCGGCAUCUUCUUGAUCCAGCUGCUCGAGGUGCUGCGGCGUUGGGUCUGGAUGUUUUUCCGCGUGGAGACGGAGUGGAUUCGGAAUUCAUCCACCGGCCUCUCCAUCGACGAUAUCCUACUGGGCGACUACCAGGGAAAGCACGAGGACGACGAGUAG
Messenger RNA from Hirsutella rhossiliensis, 1218 nucleotides. Its product is annotated as EXS family domain-containing protein. Lineage: Eukaryota; Fungi; Ascomycota; Sordariomycetes; Hypocreales; Ophiocordycipitaceae. The transcript is spliced from 2 exons. Gene Ontology annotation, cellular component: cytoplasm; membrane. The record is from RefSeq and is a predicted model, not a curated record. Bases 1 to 1218 code for a protein of 405 amino acids.